UCUCUGCCCACUCCCUCCCCACCCCCCUCUCUCUCAUCAUAUUCAUGGUCAUGGUUCUAUUAUCUUCUCAGCCUUCCUUGUACCUACAUCCCUUGGCCGGCCGGUCUAGAGUUCACCCUCCCAUAUCGCCGAACCGCCGGUUCUUCUCACUUCCCAGUCCCAUAAUUACAAUAUUGCCCCCCAAGAAGUGUUCCAUUACGACAGCUACUGUUACCGGCAGUUGGUUCACCGCCCCCCUCAUCUCCCCCAGUGAUCACUGGGGCACUUGGACUGCUAUCAUUGCCACCGCUGCCUUUGGCAUCUGGUCAGAGAAAACGAAGAUUGGGGGUGCAGUGAGUGGAGCAGUUGUAAGCAUUCUGCUAGGCCUCACAGCGAGCAAUAUUGGAAUCAUAGCUUCUGAGGCUCCAGCAUAUGGAGUUGUAAUGGAGUACUUGCUUCCCUUGGCUAUUCCUUUGCUUCUCUUUAAUGCUGAUCUUCGCAAAGUGAUUAGGUCUACGGGGACACUUCUCUUGGCAUUCCUACUUGGUUCUGUUGGGACGAUAAUUGGGACUAUUUUAGCUUACCUACUGGUGCCAAUGCGAUCUCUUGGGCAGGAUAGUUGGAAAAUUGCUGCAGCCCUCAUGAGUAGCUACAUUGGUGGAUCGGUUAAUUAUGUUGCUGUCUCGGAGGCUCUUGGUCUUUCUCGAUCUGUUCUCGCUGCUGGACUGGCUGUAGACAAUGUCCUGACUGCUGUAUAUUUCACAUCGCUUUUUAUGUUGGCUUCUAAAAUACCUUCAGAGACUUCUCUUCCCCCAGUUGCAGAUAACAUGGAGGAUUCUGGCGAUCAAGUGGGAGACAAGCUUCCUGUGUUUAAAAGUGCUACUGCAAUUGCUCUAUCAUUCACAAUCUGCAAAGCUGCUUUAAUUAUUACCAAGAAAAUUGGUUUUCAAGGCGGUACUCUACCUUGUAUUACAGCUAUUAUUGUGCUCCUGGCGACCACAUUUCCAGCACAAUGUGCAAUUCUUGCUCCUGCUGGAGAGGCUAUUGCUUUGAUUCUGUUGCAGGUAUUCUUUUCUGUGGUGGGAGCAAACGGUAGCAUCUCAAAUGUCAUUAAAACAUCGCCAAGUAUCUUCACAUUUGCUUUCAUCCAAUUGGCCACGCAUCUAGCUGUGAUUCUUGGAAUUGGGAAGUUACUUAAAUUUGACAGGAAGCUACUUCUUAUCGCUUCCAAUGCCAAUGUUGGAGGCCCUACAACUGCCUGUGGAAUGGCAAGCACUAAAGGAUGGAGUUCUUUGACAGUUCCUGCAAUUCUUGCUGGCAUUUUUGGAAUUUCCAUGGCGACGUUUCUUGGUAUUGGGUUUGGGCUAUUUAUACUACGACACAUGUAAACGUUUAUGGAGUAAUAUCCUACAAAGGACACCCUAUAGAAAAUCAUAUAUGGAGAUGGGAGACAUUUGUAACAAUAAGUCCGACUGCACUAGUGAUGUAUAUAGAGGGAGAGUCGUUACAAUUGUACCAGUUUUUUAUGACCAAGAAUCCCUUUGAAUAUAUAUCCAAUGCAGGUAUCUUUUGUUGCUGUAUUUU
Messenger RNA from Asparagus officinalis (garden asparagus), 1563 nucleotides. RefSeq lists its product as uncharacterized. The record is from RefSeq and is a predicted model, not a curated record. The transcript has 6 exons. Bases 45 to 1367 code for a protein of 440 amino acids. NCBI's taxonomy places the organism in Eukaryota, Viridiplantae, Streptophyta, Magnoliopsida, Asparagales, Asparagaceae.